Molecule: messenger RNA, 4304 nt
Organism: Scophthalmus maximus (turbot)
Lineage: Eukaryota; Metazoa; Chordata; Actinopteri; Pleuronectiformes; Scophthalmidae
Product: cadherin-related family member 1
Exons: 18
Coding region: 499-3090 (863 amino acids)
Biological process (GO): homophilic cell-cell adhesion
Cellular component (GO): plasma membrane; catenin complex
Molecular function (GO): calcium ion binding; cadherin binding
Source: RefSeq, a predicted model, not a curated record
GUGAAAACCAUUUAAAACACCAGCAUGAGGAGCCAAAUGUGCCACGUGUCUCUCCAAAAACGAGAUGUGCAGCACACGCAUACAGAGGAUGUCGGUGCAAUGUUCCCAGUUCGUAAUCAUGAGUGCAUUUCAUAUAAUACUGAGAGCGUCACUGACGCCCAACACCUCCUUGAGGCCUAAAGAAGUGUUGUAAGUCUCUAAUUUAAUCAUAUGUGUAGUGCCUAAUUGUCGUGUGUGCGAGAGGUGUGAUGAUCACACCGCACCGCGUGAAACCUGAGCUCCCUCCACGCGUAGUUCUUCGCGAGCAGCCGGAGUGAGAGCAGUCUGAGGAGAAGGGGUGCGUCACUGGAUUAGUGCCUGAGAAGCCGUCCCAGCCUCUUCCUCCUGAGCUGCCGAGACGCCUUCCAGAAGGGCACGACGCGACACACCCGCCGCCUCGCUUCUUCCCUCCACCACCGCCUUCCACAUGAGCCAGCCAAGCCUCAGCUCCCCAGCAGGAUGAAGAAAGAAAAGAAAACGCACGCUUUACUGUUUCUCCUCCUGCUUCACUUCACCUUGGCAAGGCAAUCAGACUAUGCUCCAUACUUUUACGACGAUGGACCCGGCAGUACAAGCGGGAACAUGGCCUUGUUCAGCAUCUCCGAGGACACACCAGUUGGUUCACAGAUCUACGUGCUGAAUGGCACAGACCCAGAGGGCGACCCGGUGCGAUAUGGUCUGACUUUUGAAAAGGGCUCCAAAGUAUAUUUUAGGGUGGAACCCAAAUCUGGAAACGUGACUCUGACUCAGGAGCUCGACAGAGAGAAACAAGAUGAAAUCUCUGUGCUUGUGAGCAUAACGGACGGUCGAAAUAAAGUUGUUGAGACGGUGAGGGUGUUUGUGACCGAUGCCAAUGAUGAACACCCUGAAUUUCAAAACCUGCCUUUCAUCAUUAAUAUCCCAGAGGACACCGCUGCAGGAAGUAGCAUCUACAGAGUCCAAGCAGUGGAUAAGGACAUGGGCUCGGGGGGCAGCGUCUCGUAUUAUCUACAGGCCUCCCCAUUUGCCAAGUUCACCAUCGACGGGAACAGCGGGAUCCUUCGAGUCAAACCGGGCGAGACUCUGGACUAUGAGACCACGCCAACACAUUUUGUGACUGUGGUUGCAAAGGAUGGAGGAGGAAAGUACAAGGGGAAGCAUCAGGUUUUGACCGCCACGGCCACCAUAACGGUGAACGUGAUUGAUGCCCAGGACAUGCCGCCAUCUUUCGUAGGAACCCCGUACUUUGGCUACGUCUACGAAGUCUCGGUUCCUGGAUCUGAAAUAUUCACAGUAUAUGCUAAAGAUGGAGAUCAAGGCAAUCCCAACCCCAUACGGUAUUCCAUCAUGGACGGCAGUGACGGUGUCUUUGACAUAAAUGGCACCAGCGGAUGCAUCACCCUGACAACCUUUCCGUCUCUGCUGAGAAAUGAAUUGUAUGAAAUCAAAGUCAAGGCGUCUGAGGUUCGACCAAAUGAUCAGCUGCUGGACUAUGACAUCACCAUGGUGACGGUCCGCGUGGUGGAUCUCAACAACCACCCUCCGACCUUUUAUGGGGAAAACGGUCCACAGAGCAAGUUUGAAGUUACCAUGUAUGAGCAUCCACCUGCCGGGGAGAUCCUCCGGGGCUUUAAGAUCACAGUCAACGACUCCGAUCAGGGAGCAAACGCUAAAUUCAAACUGAGGCUCGUGGGGCCGAGCCGAGUGCUGAGAGUGGUCCCCCAGACAGUUCUCAACGAAGCGCAGGUGACCAUCAUUGUGGAAGACACGUCUGGCAUCGACUAUGAAAAAGGACAAACUCUGUCUUUUAAGCUGCUGGCUGUGGAGAUCGACACCCCCGAGCGGUUCAGUGCGACCGCCGACAUCGUGAUCAACCUGCUGGACAAAAACGACAACAUCCCCAAAUUCACAUACGAGUAUUACAUCGCCAGGGUCCCUGAGAACUCCCCCGGAGGCUCCAGCAUUGUGUCUGUAACAGCAAAUGAUCCAGAUUCUGGGCCUUGGGGUGAAGUCAAAUACACAAUUUAUGGAUCAGGAUCGGAUUUGUUUUCCAUCCACCCGUCGUCCGGCCUCAUCUCCACGCAGCCGUGGACCAGCCUGGACGCGGAGCUCAGGUCCAAAUACAACUUCUACGUCAAGGCGGAGGACUCGGAGGGGAAGUACAGUUUGGCCGAAGUCUUCAUCACUGUCCUGGACAUGAACGACCACCCUCCUGCAUUCGAUCACAAACACCUGGAGAAGACCUUGAUCAUUGGGACACCGGUCAGAGUAGAGGCAGUGGAUGAAGACGCGGAGUCUCCAAACAACGUCAUCGAGUACUCCAUCAUGACGGCCGAUCCGGACAACGCCUUUGACAUCAACGCCGACACAGGGGAGAUCCAGCUGAAGUCGUACAUCAAGUCCAUGGAGAUCGUGCAGAACAUCACCAAGCAGAAGGACUGCAAGUGGUCCCUGGUGGUCCAGGCCCGGGACCGAGGUUCUCCGUCUUUCAGCACGACCGCCGUGGUCAACAUCGACAUCACCGAGGCGACUCCUCUCAAGGGGCCUAUGGCGGCCUUUUUAAUGAAAAGUAGGGACAAUCCCAUGAGAGCUCUAGGCAUGGUCACUGUUAUCAUUAGCGCGUUGGUAGGGGUGACUGUCUUGAUCUCUACGGCUAUGUACAUGCGCAACUCAAAGUCCAACAGGAUCCUUCCGGUGCGUCGCAUCAUCAAGAGGCGACCCAGGGACCGGCAGACCUGGACCUUCCAGAUGCCCGGCAUCAAAUUCAACAACCCCGCAGACAAGUUCCUCAUCGGCGACGCGGAGGGCAGGCACCAGCGGGACAACAGCAGCCCCCGGACAAAGCCCGCACCCCCUAGUGCUCCCUGUCUGCCCCCUCCACCCCCGUCUACCGCACGGCCCAGUGAGAGGCCCUGGGCAGUCCCGACCAUAUCUGGUGCUCUGGCCUCCAAAGGCUCAAAGAAAGUCAAAUCGAAUCGGCGGAAAGAGGGAAACAUGAGCUCUGCGUUAGUGUCGGAGCUGAAAAUGAAGCUGGAGCAGAAAAUCAAUGAGAACAACCAAGGUUAUUAUUAACUUAAACGUCUUGUUUAAGGUUGCCCGGUCCGUUCUCUGACGACUCCACUGCUCUUAGCUCAUCUGCUGUCCAAGAGUUCUCAUCUGAAAGCUCGUGUGAUGACCUGGUAGGGUGGGCCUUCUUCUAGAUCGUUCAUGAUUUAACGGAAUAAGGCUAAGACAGAAAGGUGUACAGAUAUUUGUCUUAAUAUGAGAUAUGAAACAAGUGGAAUCUAGUGAAUCCUCAGCUGACCUGGCCUGUAGGCGGAGAGAGGAGAGAGCUGGAGACUGCCGGCGGGUGCAGUCGUGGAUAGUUCACGACGCUGCCAUUUUGAGGAGGAUUACAUUAUCUUAACAGUAAGAAGCUCUACUGUACCCAGGUGGAGGAUUACUUAGACUUACUGUGUACACAUACGUUGCAUAACUUCCUUAAAAGUGUUAUUAUUUACACUUUUCAACACAAAGGUAGGAAUUUUCUCAAUAAAUGAUAAAAAAAUAAAAUAAAUCUUCCUGCUCAGUGGAGCAUGCAGCUGAAUGACACGGUCAUGAAAAACACUGCUCAUUAUAAAGUGCUAAAGGACCUGUUUAUUCAUAUUUUUACUGUGUUCAAUCAGCCGCUUGAAAGCUGAGAAAUUGCUCUUUUGUAUAUGAUUACAAUGUGCCACUGUAGGUUUUCAGAGAAACAGUUGAGUUGCUUUUAUUUAUUUAUUUGACUUUUGACUAUAGAAAAAUGCUUUUAUAUAAAUUUACACGGGUCCGAUGUCAAGAUACAGUGCUCUAUUAUAUUCAUUAUUUUGGCUGCACAUACAGUAUAUGACAAAAUAUGAACAUUUCAAAGGUUAAAUCUUGCAGCAGUAAAUAAUAAGACGUACAAAUGUAAAAAUGGGAUAUUGUUGGUUAAAAAAAAAAGUCGUCCCAAGCUCAGAUUGCUAUGUAUAUAACUUUCUUUAUAUAGACAUAUUAUUUAAAUAUAGAAUCUGUGUCGAACAUUUAGGGUCCACACACACACACAGUUUCUUUCCAUGUUAUACUCCAAUGCCUUCAAUUGUAGGCAAAUGCAGUUCAAUCGCUGUAAGAAAUAUCUAUCAGACUAUAUCUUAACUUACAGAGCUAUCUUAAAUAAGUUGAGAUAAACUAUAAACUAUACAUAUAUAAAUGUAUCUUAUUAACUAUAAAUUACGAUUGCCUGGUCCUAUAAAGUAAUAUAUUUGUACCGUCUUUGUACCGUCUUGAUU